GUUGCGCAUUCUAUAGUCACUUUAGGGUUUUGUCUGGUUUGUCUCAAACUGUUGCCCGUGCGUGCGCGGGCUUCGUUAUUAAGCGCCUCCUCCUGCUUUGCUGAUCCACGGUCACUUGCGAGCUGGGGCUGACCGAAGUCGAGGGCAAAAUUACCCCCAAACUAGAAUACCAGGUUCCUUGCAUUACAGCAAUGCUCGGUGACUAUCCCUUCACAAAUCCAGAGGAAUAGAUUCCAUGACGAGUUGGAAGAAACACCGUUCGGAGGACAGAAUAAAGAAGCGCGGACUGUCAUGUAAAAUAUAUAGUUUUUACCCUUCCGUUUUUAUGUAGCCUAUGCGAAUGCACCCACUAUUCUUUCCAGUUGCGUGAACUUACGGAAUGGCACCGUCCAGUGCUAUGCGUAAAACCGACGAAGUGGGUGAAGAUGAAUUACUUUUGAUCAGUAUUCUAUACAAAUGUUUUGUAGAUGAAAAGCAAUGCAAAUGUAGUUUAACAAUUCAGUUAUGGAACUUGUAACCUGGUUCGUGACAUCUUAGCAAUGAAGACUUUGCAUUCACUGGUUAGCCUACUUUGUCAUUUUUUGCUUAUCCGUCGUAAUAAUUGUACAACAGCUUUUUGAAUGGAUUUAACUUUGGCGAUUAAAGUGGAAAGUACAGUAGCCUAACCUUUGCAUAACAACAAUAUUUUUUUUUCAAGUGUCGCCUAAGGCACGGCGCAGGCGCUCUAACUGCUUGCUGUCACUAAAGCAUUUUUCUUCACAUUGGAAACUGUCACAAGUGACGUCAAUCACCGAGAGCUGACCAAUUAGAGCGCAGGGUGAUUGUUUAGCUCCACGGGCUGCACAGCCUACCAUGAAUCUCUAUUCAGUAUAUCAAAGCGUCCUGCUGCUGCCUCUCAACCGAAUGGGAUUCAAUGUAGGCACUGAGAUAGACUAAACUUUAGAGUUUUAUUUUUUUGUAUUUUUUUCCUUGCGAUUAAAAUAUAUUUGUCAUCAUCAUUAUUAUUUUGCCUGCUGUCAAAGUUAUUCUAAAAUUAGGAGUAAUGAGCGUGGAUGCUUUGGGAAGCCCUGUGAUGGACCCUACGUUUUCCAAACGGAACACAGCGCUGAGAUUAGUUGACUUGGCAGGGGCUCACCACCAUCACCAUCAUCACCACCAUACCCCUCAGAGCGUGACAGGCUUCCCGGGGUUCAGCAGCCAUCCACACUCAAUGGCUCACGCGCACCCUGGGGAGAUUACUGCGGAACCCCGCCUGGGGCCGAGUCCAUUCGGGCCAGAACACAUGGGGCACUCCGCGGCCCUCAAAAUCAGCCCAGCCCAUCAUUAUCCCCACCACCAUCACCACAAUCAUCAUAUUGCAGGCCACAGUGAAGUGGUCUCCAGUCAAACGGGAGCUUUUGGCCCGGUGCAGGCGGCGACGGUCCCAUACUCUAUGUCUCAUACGGCCCAGGCAUUAUCCGCAGGUAGGGAUUUCCUCAUACGACGAGAUCUGACAGCUCAAGCCAUGCCAGUGCUGACCGACCAGCCUACUGGUACAUCCUCUCACCACGGAAUGUUUGUCUCAACAACAGGUAGCUAUCCGGGACACUAUGGUCAUCACCCCGAUGCUGCGAACCAUACCCUCUUCCCCGGACUUCAUCACGAACAGCCUUCUAACGGAGCUCCAGGUGGCCAAGCACUGAGCGGACAAAUACGGUUAGGAAUACCUGGAGAAAUGUAUGUUAGAUCUGAUCACUUGAGUCAAGUGGCAAGCUCCAGGACAGACCCAUUUGCUGCAUCGCCUCUGCACAGCUACGGCGGUCUCAAUCUGAACAUGAAUCUCAGCGCUCACCACCACGGACCAGGAGCCUUUUUUCGGUACAUGAGGCAACCGAUUAAGCAAGAACUGAUCUGCAAAUGGUUGGAACCGGAACACUCAGUGAAAAAACUAUGCUCCAAAACUUACAGCACCAUGCAUGAACUGGUGACACAUGUGACAGUGGAACACGUCGGGGGACCAGAGCAAGCAAAUCAUAUAUGUUUUUGGGAAGAGUGUCCUCGAGAAGGAAAGCCUUUUAAAGCCAAGUACAAACUUGUAAAUCAUAUCAGAGUACACACCGGAGAAAAACCAUUCCCGUGUCCAUUCCCCGGCUGUGGAAAAGUAUUCGCAAGAUCGGAAAAUCUUAAAAUUCACAAAAGAACUCACACAGGCGAGAAGCCCUUUAAAUGUGAGUUUGACGGAUGUGACAGACGCUUCGCCAACAGCAGUGACCGGAAGAAGCACUCCCACGUGCACACCAGCGAUAAGCCCUACAACUGCAAAGUGAGAGGUUGUGACAAAUCCUACACGCACCCCAGCUCUUUGCGAAAACACAUGAAAGUGCACUGCAAGUCUCCACCUCCGAGUUCUGGUUACGAAUCAUCGACUCCAUCUCUCGUUUCACCCUCAUCAGACUUGGGCCGGGAGCCAGCUCCCUCCUCACUGUCCGAACCUCUCUCCGCGUCUCAGCCAGCGAAUCUAAGCGAGUGGUACGUUUGUCACAGUUCAGGUGCCAGCGGCUCCCAGACCCCUCCCAGCGGCUCCUCCACACCUGACCCUUCAGAGAGGCCUCAAUACAGGAACCCGCCAUGCAGGGACACAUUCUAACAAUAGUACGAGUAAAAUAAUAAUUCUGAAUGGAAAAUGCAUUGGAUUCGCAAUUAUUUUUUGGGGGAAGAGUCCAUUUUCCAAGAUAUCAUCCUAGGCCCUACUUGUCUAAACGCACUGGCAUAUCGACAAACAAUGACACUGCCAAUCCUCCAAUUGAAAUAGCCAGCUAUCAUGAGUGUUAAUCUCUUAUACAAUGUAAUGGUUACUCGUAAGCAUGUGGCUGUAUUAUUUUGUAAAUUCAGUUUAAACAUCAAUAUCUUUUUAAUUUAUUUUUGAAUCUGACUUGGACAUUUUUGUAAUAUCGAACCAAAGUGUUUCAAUAGAACAAACUGUAAAUUUGUAUAUUGCAACGUUUUAAUGUGUACGUGUUAACGGUAAUUUUGUAUGGUUCAGUCUUUCAGCUAUUUUGAAAUUUUGCUACUAUUGUUUGUAUAAAAUUAAUAUUUGAAAUUGUUUAAAUUUCAUAACGAAUUAUUUCCUUCAUUUGUGCUUUAUCGAACUAUUGACCUAAGCGUUGUUACUGUAAUUGCUAUGACAAACAUAACAUUCAAAAUUAUUGCAGUCAUUGGUCAAUGUUGGCAUUUUGUGGUUUUGUAAUACUUGUUAAGGUUUGUUAAUAAUACAUUUUAUGACAAUUCGAUCGACAAGAUGGGACUCAACAUGUGUAUCAAACUGCCUUGUAAUUUGUCAGUAUUUUGAA
Messenger RNA from Alosa sapidissima (American shad), 3329 nucleotides. It is a transcript of the gene zic4, whose product is annotated as zic family member 4. NCBI's taxonomy places the organism in Eukaryota, Metazoa, Chordata, Actinopteri, Clupeiformes, Clupeidae. Bases 1043 to 2626 code for a protein of 527 amino acids. The transcript has 2 exons. Gene Ontology annotation, biological process: central nervous system development; regulation of transcription by RNA polymerase II. Gene Ontology annotation, cellular component: nucleus. The record is from RefSeq and is a predicted model, not a curated record. Gene Ontology annotation, molecular function: DNA-binding transcription factor activity, RNA polymerase II-specific; RNA polymerase II cis-regulatory region sequence-specific DNA binding.